CCACACAAUCCAAUCACACUAAGCUCUACUUGAACUCGACUAUAAACAGAACUUGGUAACUUCUGACAAUUUUCUUGCAGAAAUGGAGAUGACUGCACAAUCUCUGUCCCAAGCAAAGCUCCCAAGCUGCUCAACCUCCCUUUCACCACCCUUCCUUCAUUCAAAGGCCACUGUUGCUGCAUCAAAUUUUGCAGUUCCAUUUCAGUCCUCUAAGAGUUAUGUUACUAAGCUAAAAUUUGAUAGAAUCAGAUCAAGGAAACAAAGAAAUCUUGGGGUUAUUUAUGCUUCAGAGGGUGAAAGUACUUCAACAGAUGUCACUGAUAGAUGGCUUCUUGAGCCUGCAGGUGAUGGAGAUACAAGGCACAUAGGUUUUAAGGUUCAGAUGCCGGAUGCCUUUGAAAUUGCUUCCAGUGAAGUGACUGUUGGCCGUCUCCCUGAUAAGGCCGAUGUGGUGAUUCCAGUUGCAACAGUAUCUGGAAUUCAUGCACGGAUUCAGAAGAAAGAAGGGAAUCUUCUGGUCACAGAUUUGGACAGUACCAAUGGAACGUUCAUUAAUGACCAGAGAUUAAGACCAGGAGUCGUUGCCACUGUGCCACCUGGAAGUUUUCUUAUAUUCGGGGAUAUUCAUCUGGCUAAGUUUCGCGUCUCAAAGCUUGAGAAUGUUGACACUGAAAGCAAACCAGAGGAAUCUGCUGAGAAAUUAGAGACUAAUAGUGCUAGUGAGAGUACUCCAACAGACUAGGAUUUUGUUGUUUUGGUAUUUGGUGGCUGAAUAAAAUCAAAUUUUCUAUUAGAAUUUUAGGCCUUAAACUUGUUUUCCUGAUGCAAUUAAGCAAGCACAAUUUUUCUCUUGAUGUCCUCACGCAGUUGAAUUCUUUAUUCUAUGGCGAGUAGACCUAUAAUUGCAAAACUUGGAAUUCAUCAUACUAUUUCAGUCCUA
Molecule: messenger RNA, 940 nt
Organism: Theobroma cacao (cacao)
Lineage: Eukaryota; Viridiplantae; Streptophyta; Magnoliopsida; Malvales; Malvaceae
Product: SMAD/FHA domain-containing protein
Molecular function (GO): protein binding
Source: RefSeq, a predicted model, not a curated record